Molecule: messenger RNA, 369 nt
Organism: Iphiclides podalirius (scarce swallowtail)
Lineage: Eukaryota; Metazoa; Arthropoda; Insecta; Lepidoptera; Papilionidae
Source: the annotation of a GenBank genome assembly
AUGAAGAUCAUCUCUAAUUUACUUAAAGAUGCAAAGGAUGAGUGGCUUCUUAAAACGACUGUAUCCUUAAACGAGGUUAAUCCUAUAGUCGAUAGAUUAAUGGAGGAUGAAUCUGUAGAAGGUGUCGUGAUGACAAAUAAAGAAGGCUCUCCAAUACUUACGAAUAUCAACAUGAUGGGUGCAACUAACUACGGAACUGCUAUGCAAAAUCUUGGACAUAUGGCGCAAGCCAGCGUAAAGGAAAUUGAUCCAUUCGACGAAGUGUUAGUAAUAAGACUACAUACGAACAAACUUGAAGUGAUGACUGCACAUCAUUCCGAAUUUAACAUCAUUGUAUUACAACACUCUAGAGUUAAGAAUCUGAAGAAA